Messenger RNA from Ctenopharyngodon idella (grass carp), 3129 nucleotides. It is a transcript of the gene wnt5b, whose product is annotated as wingless-type MMTV integration site family, member 5b. Gene Ontology annotation, cellular component: extracellular region. Bases 725 to 1816 code for a protein of 363 amino acids. The record is from RefSeq and is a predicted model, not a curated record. Gene Ontology annotation, biological process: canonical Wnt signaling pathway; cell fate commitment; neuron differentiation. Gene Ontology annotation, molecular function: cytokine activity; frizzled binding. Lineage: Eukaryota; Metazoa; Chordata; Actinopteri; Cypriniformes; Xenocyprididae. The transcript is spliced from 5 exons.
UUCACCCCCCUGCCUGCGGACUGAAGCAGUCGCUAGAGUUUCUUCGUCGUCUGCUUUUAGUGCUAGGUCUGGGGUUAAGAGCCCGAACAGCCUCUGGAAAGAAAAGAGGGGGAAAGUUUGAAAAGUUUUCCUGCGCUAAAGAAGGAUUUAAUGCACAACUAAAGUUUUAAGCGCAAAUAGUUGUGAAUGCAUCUGUGAAGUGGACUGAAUGACUUCUGACUGCUUUUGUCUGCUAAUUUCUCUAAUAAGGAGGAAAAGGCUUUUGUCGCUCCUGUUGCGCGCCGCACGCGCAGCGCGUUUGUUUGCGCUCUUGUCAAACUAUCGAAUGUUUAAUUGACACCUGUUGCGUGACGUCGUAACGCCCGGUAAGUGUAUCAAAACUUUGAAAAGAUUAAAUCGAGUCAUUUUCGCGGAACUUUUUUUUUUCUUUUCUUGCAAUGGACAGCGCCGUGUUUUGGAGUAUGUUCUUCGCUUUGUAAGUGAAUGAAAGAAGAGAAAAAACACUGGAAACUCAAGCGCCAAGGUAAAUUGAUCGGAGGUGGAAUUGUUUCAUAGUUUUAGAAGUAACUCCUACUUUGUAAGCGCUUCAAAAGAACAUAACGGAGAGCAGAAGACCAACUUCAGCUGUCAAGAACUUUGGAGGAACUUUUGGAGACCUACACUGAACGGACAGAUCUGCAAACAAAGGAGGCUCUUCACAUUUCCAUUUCUUGGACGAGGAAGGAUGGAUGUGAGAAUGAACCAAGGACACCUACUUCUGGCAGUGACCCUCAUCGUCUGCAACUCACAGCUGCUGGUGGUCGCCAACUCAUGGUGGUCAUUAGCCAUGAACCCCAUCCAGAGACCGGAGAUGUACAUCAUUGGAGCACAGCCUCUGUGCAGCCAGCUGACGGGCCUGUCUCAGGGUCAGAGGAAGCUCUGCCAGCUCUAUCAGGACCAUAUGGUUUAUAUCGGAGAGGGGGCGAAGACGGGCAUCAAGGAGUGUCAGUAUCAGUUCAGGCAGAGGCGAUGGAACUGUAGCACAGUGGACAACACAUCAGUGUUCGGCCGAGUCAUGCAGAUAGGCAGCAGAGAAACAGCUUUUACUUACGCCAUCAGUGCAGCAGGCGUUGUGAAUGCGGUGAGUCGGGCGUGCCGUGAGGGUGAGCUCUCCACCUGCGGCUGCAGCCGGGCGGCUCGUCCCAAAGACCUCCCGAGAGACUGGCUAUGGGGCGGCUGCGGGGACAACGUCAACUACGGCUACCGUUUCGCCCGGGAGUUUGUGGACGCCCGUGAGCGCGAGAAGAACUACCCACGUGGAUCGGUCGAGCAUGCACGCACGCUUAUGAAUCUACAGAACAAUGAAGCCGGGAGAAUGGCAGUGUACAAUCUGGCCAACGUCGCCUGCAAGUGUCAUGGCGUCUCCGGCUCAUGCAGUCUGAAAACCUGUUGGCUCCAGCUGGCUGACUUUCGUCGUGUGGGUGAGUUCCUGAAGGAGAAGUAUGACAGCGCCGCCGCCAUGCGCAUCAGCCGACGAGGCAAGCUGGAGCUGGUCAACAACCGCUUCAACCCCCCGACGGGCGAGGACCUGGUCUACAUCGACCCCAGCCCGGACUACUGCCUGCGUAACGAGACCACCGGCUCUCUGGGCACCCAGGGCCGCCUGUGCAACAAGACCUCGGAGGGCAUGGACGGCUGCGAGCUCAUGUGCUGUGGUCGCGGUUACGACCAGUUCAAGACCUACAAACAUGAGCGUUGCCACUGCAAGUUCCACUGGUGCUGCUACGUCAAGUGCAAGCGCUGCACGUCGCUCGUAGACCAGUUCGUGUGCAAGUAGCAGCCUAGGGACGGGAUAGACGCCCUUGGAGAGGCACUGAGCAAUUAGCGGGAGAAGAACGGGACCCUUAACGGACCCAGAGGGGGAACUUAGAGAUAAUUAAAUGUAAAAUGAUAUAUUAAAUAGCAACAAAUUAAAGUAUAUAAGUAAGUGUACGUGUGCCGUUGAUAGUAAUUUAAUGACCUUUUCUGACUCAAGAAUCAAAAGUUGGACGUCAUUGAUGAAAAGGAGGCACCGGUGUGAUGUAUUCCGGCUCAAGCUGUUGUUCUCUCUGUCUUUGAAUACGGAGAGGCGCGGACUUCUAAAAGGAAGAGCCUACAAACUCUUUAGAGACUCUAUAGAGGGAUCAAGAAAAGGUAGAGAUGCAGAGAACAACAGGGCACAUCACCCAGAGCUUCGAUUCGCCGCUGAUUCUUGAGCGCACCUCCACAAACACACUCCACCUUGCCCAUAUUAGAGCUCUUAAGAACCUUGAGUCAGAGAAAGGCGGAAUUAUUGGACAUUGUGUUCCAUGAUGUGACAAGAACAGAAUGCUGCCUGUUACCCUUCACACAAGCAUUUCCCCUAUAGAAACCUGGAGAGACGUGUGAAAGAUGAAACCAGGAAGGAGUAGGACUGAACGCUUUUACCUGGAUCGGAGCAUCAAGCAAUACAUGCACACACAAAACUCCCCUUUAUUCUUACAAAAUUGCUGUUGUAUCCUUCAUAUAGGCUUUCAAAAGUCUGUUUGAUGCAUUUCAGGGUCUUCCGUACGCCAUAUCUGGGAGUUCCGUCUAAUCUAGAGCAGAGAAUAUUGUGUUUGUUCUGUCACUGUCUUUGUCAUUUGAAACGGUUCAAAGUCUCACGGUAAUGAAUGUGUGUCUGGUAACUGAAAAUAGGAAAAAAAAAAACUACAUAAGGACUGCAAAAACUAUUAUUGUAACCAAAUACUAGUGGUUCAGAUUAUAUUUUAUUAAUUGCUUCUCAUUUUAUACAUCAUAUGUAUUGUUCUGAUUAUUAUUUUUUGAUAAAGAAGCUUUUUACUGGGGAUUUAUAUGCUAGCAGAGAAGAUAUUACUGGCCACUGGAUGGAACGGGCGAUCAUAGCCGAACUCUGCCACUGUCAGGCCGAGGAACAAGAAAAGAUCUUUUGUUCAUUUCCUGAGUGCUUUGGAGGAAAACCACACUUGUAAAUAACAGUCAGUCAUAUAUGCAAAUAACACUUACAAUCUCUUUGACAUGUCACUCCACAGUUUUUUGCUGCCCUGUGAUCAUAUUCCUGUUGUGUGUAUUCCCCCUCAUUCAAACCAGUGAUAUUAAAAAUAUGAAUAGUGA